AUGUAUCGGCAGAUAUGGGUUGCGAAUUCCGACCGCAAAUUCCAGUUGAUAUACUGGAGGUUUAAUGCGAAUGAAGAGGUGAGAACAUUUGCAUUAAACACAGUUACAUAUGGAACAGCAUGUGCUCCAUAUUUGGCUGUAAAAUGUCUGCAAAGGAUAGCAGACUUAAAGGAGGCAACACAUCCAAAUGAAUCUCAGGCAAUAAGGAGUGACUUUUAUAUGGAUGAUCUUAUGACUGGGGGAGAUUGUCUUGGGGAGGUUGUGGAGAUGAGAAGGAAUUUGGAGGCAAUAUUGCUCGAAUUCGGCAUGCCGUUAAGAAAAUGGUGUGCAAAUAACAGCCAAAUAUUGGAGGGCAUUGCAAAAGAAAAUAUUGAGGGGAGCCUUAAUAUAGAGGACGAAGAGUUGCCUGUGAAGGCGCUUGGAGUGAUGUGGUGCCCGCGUAGCGACGUAUUUUCCCUGAAGUACAAGGCCACGGAGGAUGGAAAGUUUUCGAAACGUUCAAUAUUGAGCGAAACAGCUAAGCUAUUUGAUCCUCUUGGUUUUGUGGGUCCCGUAAUUGUAUCUGCGAAAAUAUUAUUACAGGACCUAUGGAAACUAAAGAUGGAUUGGGAUGACGAAGUUCCUAUGGAAAUAGGCUCGACAUGGUCCAAAAUAAAGAAGGAAUUGGUGGCGCUCAAUUACGUUAAAAUAGGGCGUCACAUGAUUUGCUGCGAACCUAAGAGGGUUGAAUUGAUAGGUUUCUCCGAUGCUUCAAUGAGAGCUUAUGGAGCAGUGGUCUAUUUGAAAUCUAUAAAUGCAUUGGGUGACAUUUCGGUACGAUUAGUAGCCUCCAAAUCUCGGGUAGCACCGACCAAGAUAGUUACGCUGCCCAGGCUAGAACUGUGUGCCGCUGCAUUACUGGUGGAAUUAGUUUCGAAAAUAAAAGAAAAUUUUCAAAUUAAAAUUGACAAUGUUU
Messenger RNA from Stomoxys calcitrans (stable fly), 955 nucleotides. RefSeq lists its product as uncharacterized. NCBI's taxonomy places the organism in Eukaryota, Metazoa, Arthropoda, Insecta, Diptera, Muscidae. The record is from RefSeq and is a predicted model, not a curated record.